AUGGCUUUGAAACGCAAGUCGUUGGGCGAUGGCGGCGCUGUGCCGCAGAAGAAGUCUCGAAUAGAUGCUGCCGAUGAGACUCCCGACGUGGACUGCGUGUCGGAUGGUUCGGGUGACUACAAGGUCAACUAUACCGACACGGGUGAACGAAGAGCAGAGAGCGAGGCCCGCCGACAGUGGAACUAUGUCUGCCCAGUCCAAGGCUGCGCACAGCGCUUCAACCGCCCAUGUCGUCUCGAGUCUCACAUGCGAAGCCAUAACAAGGAACGACCAUUUGCUUGCACCGAACCAGGCUGUGACAAGACAUUCCCUCGCAAAGAUCACCUCCAGCGACAUCUAAAGAAUGCCCAUAGCGACCCGGUCGCCGAACGAACUUACAUCUGCGACUGGAGUGGAUGCGGGAAGAGCUUCACUUCGAACGGCCGGCUCCAGCGACACAAGGACGUCCACGAGUCCAAGUUCUACUGCACCGACUAUCCUCCCUGUAACGAGGCGUUCAGAAAACAGAAGGCUUUGGACGCACAUAUCAAGAGUCAGCACCAGGAAGUAAAGCCGUAUUCGUGUACCUCUGUCGACGUAGAGACGGGAGAGAGAUGCACAAGUGGUUUCCAGACUGAGGGCGCGUUGCAGCGGCACAUGGACAAGGUGCAUUCCGACGGACAAGAGGAGGGCCAUUUCUGCAUGCUUUGCAUCCCACCAGGUGCUGAGACGGAAAUUAUGCAGACUGAGUCUGGCCACACGAUCACGAUACCAACACAGCCGCUGUCUUUUGCAACCAACGAGGAGCUCGUGGCACAUACCGAGGAACAUCACCCACCCAUUUGCUCUGAGUGUGGCCUGAAUUUCAAGAAUACAUCCGCGCUUAGGGCCCAUUUCGACACCGUUCACGCCGAUCCAGCAGAACAACCGCGAUUCCCGUGCCCGAAGCCAGAUUGCGAUAGCGUUUUUAAUCGCAAACACAACCUUAGUGUCCACAUACAGACCGUUCAUGACAAGCAGUCUAAAUUCUUCUGUGCCGCGGACGCUCUUCAGGAGUCCAAGCAUGAAGACCUCAAGGCCUGGAAUGGCGAAAAUGCUUGCGGGGCAGCUUUCAAGGCCAAGUCGUCUCUCGAUCAGCACGUCCGAACACACCACCUGGGGCUGGGCAACCGCAAGCAGCUCCGAAAAGCAGCAAAGUCAAAAAAGAAGCCGGAUCCUUCGAUGCUUACUCUACUCACUGGCGUGGGAUACGACAGAGGCAGAGAGGUUCCCUGUUUGGUCAAGGCCUGCGAGUACCGCUUCUACCUAGACCGCGAUCUGCGCCGCCAUCUCCGCGCUGCGCACUACAUCCCAGAGGAGUAUGUAGAGGAAAUGAUUCAAGAGCGCGACGCGAUGACUGGUGGCCAAUUCUGGAUUGGUGGCCUCGACGAGUCGAUGAACAUGUUUGAGUCGACGGAGCCAAGUAUGCCGCAGACUCCGGCCCCUUACUUCACUGACGGUGGUAUUCCGACAAUGUCCCAUCUCGAUGGGCAACCAAAGUCCAUCGACCCCCAUUUUGGCUACUUUGACCAGCAAUUCGAUCACCUCCAAGUUGCCUUGCUCGACGAAGACGCUGAGAUGGAUAUGGCUAUGGGCUUGGGCGAUCUGGCGCCUGCGACGGAUGCGCAGGAGGGUCUGCAGUGGGAUAUGCUUGCCCCGGUGGAGCAGUACAAUAUCGAUCAAGCUGGGCAUUGA
Messenger RNA from Cucurbitaria berberidis CBS 394.84, 1713 nucleotides. RefSeq lists its product as uncharacterized. Gene Ontology annotation, biological process: regulation of transcription by RNA polymerase II. Gene Ontology annotation, cellular component: nucleus. The transcript is spliced from 2 exons. NCBI's taxonomy places the organism in Eukaryota, Fungi, Ascomycota, Dothideomycetes, Pleosporales, Cucurbitariaceae. The record is from RefSeq and is a predicted model, not a curated record. The coding region runs from base 1 to 1713 and encodes 570 amino acids.